UGAAUAAAAGGCCUGAGCAGAACCUCUCCGACCAGCUGUGACCAUAAAGGAGCGCAGCACGCGUCACGUCUCAGGGACCCAGCAGAACCGAUACAACCAGAACCAUGUUCGCCGCCUGCCUGGAGGUCCUGGGGAUGAUCCUAUGCGUCGCCGGCUGGCUGCUGGUGAUGAUCGCCUGCGGGCUGCCCACCUGGAAGGUCAGCGCCUUCAUCGAGGGCAACAUCGUGGUGGCGCAGACCAUCUGGGAGGGGCUGUGGAUGUCCUGCGUGGUGCAGAGCACCGGACACAUGCAGUGCAAGAUCCACGACUCGGUGCUGGCGCUGGCGCAGGACCUGCAGACGGCCCGCGCCCUCACGGUCAUCUCGGCCCUGCUGGGGGUCGUGGGGCUGACGGUGACGGUGGCCGGAGCGCAGUGCACCAACUGCCUCAAGGACGAGACGGUGAAGAGGAGGGUGGUGUACGCCGGCGGGGUGGUCUACAUCCUCUGCGGGCUCUUCGUGCUGGUGCCCCUCUGCUGGAUGGCCAACAACAUCAUCAUGGACUUCCACAACUCGAAGGUGCCCCCCGCUCAGAAGAGGGAGAUCGGGGCGUCCAUCUACAUCGGCUGGGCCGCCGCCGUGAUGCUGUUUUUCGGCGGCACGCUGCUCUGCUGCUCCUCCCAGGGAGCCAGAAGCCCCUUCCCCAUCAAACUGGCCCCCACCAAAACCAUCACGGUCAGCGGCGAGUUUGAAAAGAAGCACUACGUGUAAACCCACUGGAGGACAGUUUUGUUUAGGUGACUUUUAAUUGGGCAGGAGCCCGUCCAGUUUCGGGCGGUUCCGCUGACCCCGAGCUCAGAAGAUCGCAGGAGAAAAGCCUGUAAAAAUAUGAGUGUUGUUGCCAGGAGCCUGAACUCUGAGGACCAUCAGAACCAGGUCAUUAUAAUAAGGGCUGGGAUGUGGUGAGGUUCCGAUCCAGUCACUGACUAUAAAACUGAGCAGGUGCUGUUUUUGUCAUUUUUGUACAGAUUUCUUUUUCUUAUAAACAAUAAAGCCAAAUGUACUGUAUUCUAUUAAAACAAAUUUACAUAAA
This is a messenger RNA of Gambusia affinis (western mosquitofish), 1071 nucleotides long. It is a transcript of the gene cldn5b, whose product is annotated as claudin 5b. Gene Ontology annotation, cellular component: bicellular tight junction; plasma membrane. Gene Ontology annotation, molecular function: structural molecule activity. The record is from RefSeq and is a predicted model, not a curated record. The transcript has a single exon. NCBI's taxonomy places the organism in Eukaryota, Metazoa, Chordata, Actinopteri, Cyprinodontiformes, Poeciliidae. The coding region runs from base 105 to 749 and encodes 214 amino acids. Gene Ontology annotation, biological process: bicellular tight junction assembly; cell adhesion.